AUGGCUGCCACAAGGGACUACUUUGUUGUUCUUGCCAAGAAACGGGCUAUCCGCGAAUCUGAGGUCCCAUCAGUGGUGCCUAAUUACCCGGAUACGAUGUCUCCAGUAAAUGAGAAAAUUCAGUUCUAUCGUCUAGGGCCGGGUUUCGACACUACUCCACUGGUGCUCUUCCGGCAUGUUCCGAUAUGUCACCCCCCAAGCCCUCAUCACCAAUUCGUCAACCCCGAUCCAGUAAAGGAGAAAGCUUUUCGCAAAGAUCAGACACAGUUUCCUAAGAAUCCCCUUGCUGCAACAAGACAAUCCACAAGGCUAUCAUCCAGGUCCCAGAGCACCAGGCAAACGGCUAUUGUACAUCAUAGAGGAAAAGGACCAGUCGAUGAAGACAUCCUAUUCCUGGAUGAGGAAGAGCAUAAAGAAGAAGAAGCCCAAGGGAAACAAAUCGGCGAAGAUGAAGAAGAAGAAGUCCCUCUUAUCAGAAAAUGCCGACUGUCACAAAGUCCUCCUGCUGACACUCAGAAAAAACAGAAAUCAGAUGCGGGCAUAGUUGCUCUUCAGCUUCCACCUAUAUUAUCUACUCCUACUCCGUCAGCUUCAACAAUCAGACUGGGUCUCCAAGCUCCAACCUGCUAUCGUCAGCUGCACUCCGAGCCAGGCUGGCCGCUGUAUGACCAAGCUGGUGCCAAGUUGAUGGAUACUCACUCAGCAUGGGGAAAAGUGGUGGCCGCUCUGAAACAACUGAUGAUCGAUGCCGGUGCAGGAUCCAUUCCAGAACAUUCUGGUGAAUCGAAGGGUGAGUAA
Messenger RNA from Oldenlandia corymbosa var. corymbosa, 798 nucleotides. NCBI's taxonomy places the organism in Eukaryota, Viridiplantae, Streptophyta, Magnoliopsida, Gentianales, Rubiaceae. The record is from the annotation of a GenBank genome assembly.